UUUUCCCUUCCCCUCGAGUUCUUGAAACUUUUGAUGCCAGGGUUCGUUGAUGGGGAAAGCCAGGGUUUGUAGAUACUCUGGUUUGCGAACUUGUGCUUUGACAUCUAGGGUUUGGGACGCCUAUCAUGAAAGGAAGGAUAGAAAGAAAGCCUUUAUGAUCCGAAGUCUAGGGCUUGGAGCUCCUGUGACAGUCAACGCUGCUUCAGAUACUCAGAAAUAGAUGUUGGCUCUAGAUUCCAUUGGUAUCAAAAAUAAUCUUUUGUGUGCAAGCAAAUUUGUCACAUUUUGGAGGUUUUUUAGAGGCUUAGAAACUAAGAUUGGAGGUUUGUCUCUGGUUAGUAACGGCUGAUGGUGCAUCUGUUGUUCCUGGGGAAUUAAAAUAGCCAUUUAUAGAAGUGGAUAAUAGAGUUGUAUAGUUUGUGUUCUUUGGGAACUUGUUGUAUGGUUGGUAAAGUUCAGUUUUGCCAGGUCUUUAGAGGAAUUCCAUUGAUGAUUGUGAUAUAUGCGUGGACUGUGAAUGUACAUCAUAAUCUAUAAUUGGACAUCUUUAAAAUAUAUGAAAUUCUGGUAUUUAUCUUGUAUGUUUAUAUACCCUGUUCUGUUCCUCGUGUUUCUUAGAGUUUUAAGUUUUGGAGUUAAUCCCACUCUCAGGAUGCUUGGCAUAUUUUUUUGGGAAAAACAUGACUGUGGCAUUUUUUUUCCUUUCGUGCUUAAUAAUUGCUUCAUUUGAAUGUUUUCUACCUGCAUGUUGUGACAUUGGAGAUGACACUGGAACAGUGAGAGUUCACUACCGUUUGUUAGUGCAUGGAAUUGUUUUUGAUGAUGAUGCUCAACAUGACAAUUCAAACCAUUCUAUAGUUUAUGCUCGACAAACUGUGGAAGGUAGAAGGUGCAAGGAAAAAGAGGCAGGAAGAAGAAAGUGGAAGGAAAAAGAAGCAAGAAUGUGUAAGGGGAAAGCUACACCAUCCACAGCAUUGAGUUGUCCACCAGUGGCAAGAACCAGAAGUAUGAAGGGAAAACUGGUGAUGGAGGAUGACAAAUUUGAUCACCCAAAAGCAUUUUCAGUUCCAUAUCCAGAAGCCAAAAAGCUGCUUCAAAAUCUGUUAAUGUUUACCAAAGGGACACUACUACCUUUAUAUGAUCUCCAAGAGAGAAUCCUGAACAUGUUUUCUUGCAAUGGAUGGAAAAGUCUUCUAGAUUUGAUAAGCCAAUAAGAAGAAGCAGCGCUACACAUUGCCUGAAGAUUUUAUUGAGAAAAAGAGAGCUUACUUUGCAGAGAUUGAUUCCUUUGAACUGUCUGAGGAGGUCGUCUCAGAGAGUGAACUGGAAUAGAGCCUACUUUAGAGAUAUCAAUACCUUUGAACUGCCUGAGGAGACUCGCGAAGAGCAUACUGGAAUAGUAGGGGAACAGAGGCCUAGAUCGGGAUUCUACUUUACGGUAAGAUACCAGCAGAGUGCUAACCCGGGGGAAGCAUGUACGGUGAUAUCACCAUAUAAGAGGUAACUGGGGAUUUUGGCAAGAAUUUAGUUGCCACCCCAAUGAAAAAUUGACCAGUGGAGCGCUUGCCUAUUGAUUGUAGCUACUGUGAAUUAGAUUCUAGCAGCUUGCUUCACUAGAAUUACUAACCUGUUCUGUGGCCGUAUAAAAACAACUGAUCAACUUUAUUUCUUUCUAAGCUGAGUUCCAUUUAUUGGGCAUUGCCCUAACCGGGCCUACAAGAAUGUAAUAUAUGUAACAAUGAUAGAAACAGAUUUGUGGAAAAUAGCAGAAUUAGCUCCGACUGAAAA
This is a messenger RNA of Elaeis guineensis (African oil palm), 1788 nucleotides long. Lineage: Eukaryota; Viridiplantae; Streptophyta; Magnoliopsida; Arecales; Arecaceae. The record is from RefSeq and is a predicted model, not a curated record.